Molecule: messenger RNA, 618 nt
Organism: Mytilus californianus (California mussel)
Lineage: Eukaryota; Metazoa; Mollusca; Bivalvia; Mytilida; Mytilidae
Product: lactase/phlorizin hydrolase-like
Exons: 3
Coding region: 162-575 (137 amino acids)
Biological process (GO): carbohydrate metabolic process
Molecular function (GO): beta-glucosidase activity
Source: RefSeq, a predicted model, not a curated record
UCGAUUUUUUUGGACUGAACCACUACACGACCGUUUUAGCCGAACCUACAAAAAAGGAGUUUGGUUUUCCAGGUGAUGUGCUGGUGCAGCUAACUAGAGAUCCAUCGUGGACAGGGUCAGGAUCAUACUGGUUGAAAGUUGUGCCGUGGGGUUUUAGAGAUAUGUUAAAUUGGAUAAAAAAAGAAUACAAUAAUCCAAAAGUAAUUAUUACUGAAAAUGGAAUCACAGAUAAUAAUGGAACAACCAAUGACCCACACAGAAUUUAUUACUACCGACAGUACAUCAACCAACUACUUAAAGCGGUAAAACAGGAUGAAUGUAAUGUCAUUGGAUAUACGGCUUGGUGUCUUUUAGACACGUUUGAGUGGAAUAGAGGGUUUCAUGAGAAGUUUGGACUUCAUUCCACAGACUUCAGUGACCCUACGAGACCAAGGACACCAAAGCUUUCAGCUGCAGCAUACACAGAAAUAGUAAAUCGUAAUGGAUUUCCUCCUUCAAGUGGUAGCAGUGAUGCUCAAAACUUUAUCAUGUUAAUAUUGUUGAGUGUAUCAUUCUAUUGUAUUUUGAAAGAGUGAUAAAAGACAAAUUUGAUCCACUAUCUCUGAUAUUUAUUUGUAA